This is a messenger RNA of Cryptomeria japonica (Japanese cedar), 1820 nucleotides long. Its product is annotated as nuclear transcription factor Y subunit A-10. Gene Ontology annotation, cellular component: CCAAT-binding factor complex. The record is from RefSeq and is a predicted model, not a curated record. The transcript is spliced from 6 exons. NCBI's taxonomy places the organism in Eukaryota, Viridiplantae, Streptophyta, Pinopsida, Cupressales, Cupressaceae. Gene Ontology annotation, molecular function: DNA-binding transcription factor activity, RNA polymerase II-specific; RNA polymerase II cis-regulatory region sequence-specific DNA binding. Gene Ontology annotation, biological process: regulation of transcription by RNA polymerase II. The coding region runs from base 253 to 1341 and encodes 362 amino acids.
UCACGGGGAGGGUAAAAAAAUCGAGCGGGGAGUAAAACGCGUUCCAUCAAAUGUUUUUUUUAACUCUGUUUGCUUUCUGUUCGGAUGAGAAGGACGCUACAGUUUUACUGGGGACAGCCAAAUUUCUGCUACGACGGCGGCUCUUUAAGGGAGUUGCUCAAGGCCAGGAGAAACUUCACGGUUUUGACUGGAACAGGUCUUGAUGACAGAGUGACGUAGAAAGGGCCCUGCGAGGGAGCUUGUGAAGUAGUGAUGAUGACUAUGCAUGCGGAUUAUGGAGGUCAGGGGGCACAUGUUGGUGGGCAGUCUGCUUCCCCUGGAGUUGUUUGGUGGGGCGGACUUAGAUCCCAUGGCUUCCAAAAUGGAGUGAACGUGGCGAAGGUGGACCGCUCUGGUGGGGGAGUUUUCGAGGUUGCGAAGCAAGUUGGGCUCCAGCUGCCACUUUCGUCACCAAUGCAGGGAAUCAGCCAGAGUCAUCCAGAAGGAGAAGGGGUACAAUUGGGAAGCAAACGAGUGCAUGUUAUGGCAACUCAUUCUGGUUAUGAUCAAAGUAAUGGAAAUGCCACACAAAAUCAGCAUUUGGCAGCAAAAGCCAUUUCUUCUGCUUCUUCAGAAUACAUUUUUCCACAUCAUCAAUUGGAGCUUGGUCAUUCAAUUGCUCGUGCUUCAUACCCGUACACAGAUCCUUUUUAUGGGGGUAUUCUUACUUAUGGAGCACAGGCAAUGAUCCAUCCUCACAUGGUUGGAGUGCAACAGGCUCGUAUGCCACUGCAACUUGAAACAGAAGAAGAGCCUGUCUACGUCAAUGCAAAACAAUAUCAUGGAAUUCUACGACGCAGACAAUCACGAGCCAAGGCAGAGUCGGAAAAUAAAGUCGUGAAAGUGAGAAAGCCAUACCUGCACGAAUCUCGUCAUCUUCAUGCAAUGAGAAGAGCAAGGGGAUGUGGAGGCCGUUUUCUCAACACAAAAAAGCUAGAGGAAUCAAAAGAAAAAACUGGCAAUGCAAAGGGAACAGAGGGAGUUGUGGCACAUACUGGAAGUUUUUCAAGACCUCAACCCUUUCAGAAUGAAAAUGGAAAUAUUAGCAUUUCACAGGAUGUCCAAGGUAGAACUUUAGGAAUGUCAAGCUCAGAAGUCAUGAGCAUGGCACAAUCCCAUACUGAUGGAAAAAGCUACAUUUACACACACAAACAUGGAAUCUAUCUAAACGAGCACCAAGACCAACACUUACAUGUAUCUGCUUUCCAAUCUCGUACGAGUGGAAGUCAUGACAGUGCAAGUCAGGAUGGUGGGGCUCUUGCGUCAAAUGGAUCCCAACAGAAGGCUGUUGUGAUCCGCUAAAACCUAGAGAUAAAAGAAUCUCUGUACUGUCUCUCAUAUGCUUUCUUUGCAUUUGGGAGUCUUGUCAGAAAGCUGGAUGGAACAACCCGUUGCAUUAAGACAUUCUAAUAGUGUUCUGUAGUGCUUCAGGGUUGCAUCUGAUGCUUUCUACGGCAAUUCAUUCUUGGCUGUUUUUCCUUGGUUACUAUGGACUUAAUCAUCAGGUCCUACUGGAGUGAGGAACCAUUCCAACCUGUCACUUGCCAACUACAACAGUUUAGUUGGCCCUUUCAUGGUUUGAAUUAAAAGAUACAUUUGUGAUAUGAAAUGCCAAAUUUAUUUCUAGUAAUUUAUAAAACUUAACCGCUAAGAACUGCUGCAUACCUAUCAUCUGAAUUCUGAAUUAUUAAAUCUGAUGUUAUUUCUACCAACAAGUUGCUAGACAUGAAACAUACUGAACUGAUAAUAGCUGUAUAAUAUAUCUAUCUUAUGUUGGGACA